CACCACUGUAAUAGUAUGUCACAGGUGGCCUAGUCUACAAGAAUGUUGUUAAACCAUCCAAACCUGUUUUGAUCUACUUUCUAUUUCACCUGACACACAAAUUAACAUCUUUCCUUCGUCGUCUGCUGGGCUUCGUCGUGUCGGUAUAGGAGUAAAGAGAGGAGCAGGAUUAUCAACUAUGGCUUCAGGUGACUCUCUCCAUCUCUCAGAGCUGAGGAUUGUGCUGCUGGGGGGGAAACUUGCAAGGAAGAGUUCAUCAGGAAACACCAUCCUGGGCAGAGAGGAGUUUGACCUGAGGCCAGCUGCUCAGUCUGUGAAGAGACAGGGAGAAGUAGCAGGGAGGCAGGUCACUGUGGUCGACACUCUAGGAUGGUGGAGGAAUGACCCUGUAGAGAGUACUACUGAGCUGGUUAAACAGGAGAUAGUACGCAGUGUGUCUCUGUGUCCUCCAGGACCCCACACUCUCCUCCUGGUCAUACGGCUGGAUGUCUCAUUCCUAGAGGAAGAGAGAACAUCAGUAGAGGGACACCUGCAGCUUCUCGGUGAGAGAGUCUGGAGUCACACUAUAGUGCUGUUCACCAAUGGGUACUGUCUGGGAGACACAACCAUUGAGCAGCACAUUGAGACAGAAGGGAAGGCCCUCCAGUGGCUUGUUGAGAAAUGUGGGAACAGGUAUCAUGUCCUCAACAAUGAGAACAGGGGUGAUGACACUCAGGUCACUGAGCUGCUGGACAAGAUGGAGGAGAUGGUGGCAGGAAACAGAGGAGGCCACUAUGAGAUGGACAGAGAGAUCCUGGAGAAGAUAGAAGUAUGGAGAAGACCAAAAGAAACUAGGGCAAAAAAGAGGGAGGCUAAGGUGAUGAAGCAGAGAGAAAUCCACAGAACAUUCGUCAGUGACUCCCUCCAUCUCUCAGAGCUGAGGAUUGUGCUGCUGGGGGGGAAACUUGCAAGGAAGAGUUCAUCAGGAAACACCAUCCUGGGCAGAGAGGAGUUUGACCUGAGGACAGCUGCUCAGUGUGUGAAGAGACAGGGAGAAGUAGCAGGGAGGCAGGUCACUGUGGUCGACACUCCAGGAUGGUGGAGGAAUCUCCCUGUAGAGGACACUACUGAGCUGGUUAAACAGGAGAUAGUACGCAGUGUGUCUCUGUGUCUUCCAGGGCCCCACACUAUCCUACUGGUCAUAGCCUUGGAUGUUGCAUUCAGAGAAGAAGAAGCCAAUUCAGUAGAGGGACACUUGCAGCUUCUCAGUGAGAGAGUCUGGAGUCACACUAUAGUGCUGUUCACUUGUGGGGACCGUCUGGCAGACACAACCAUUGAGCAGCACAUUGAGACAGAAGGGAAGGCCCUCCAGUGGCUUGUUGAGAAAUGUGGGAACAGGUAUCAUGUCCUCAACAAUGUGAACAGGGGUGAUGACACUCAGGUCACUGAGCUGUUGGACAAGAUGGAGGAGAUGGUGGCAGCAAACAGUGGAGAUGUGUUAUACCCUGAGAUGGACGGCAGUAGAGAAAUGAACUGGAGUUCUGAAGAGUAUCAGACGUCACGACUGCCUGUGAAAAGAGCCAGGAGCAAUGACUUCCUCCCUCCAAGCAUGAGUGGAGACAGCAGAGCUGAGAGAGACGAUGAUUCUGGUUGGAGAUCUGAAACUGAAUCACUGCUGAGCCUUGAGAAGUGGAGAGAUGGUAGAUCUGAUCUCCUGUUUCAGGAGAGCUCUGGCUACGGCUCCCAGACCUCCAGACUUUCUCACCACAGCUCAGGGAGGACUGAGCACGCUCAGAAAGGCUCUGCAGAGGAGCAGCUACGCUCUGCAAGACUGGUGUUUGUGGAGCGAGUGACGAUGCCUGUUCUGGAUGAUCUGCUGGAUGGACUUCUGCAGGAGAGGGUGAUCAACGAUGCUGAGAUGGAGGCAGUGAAGGUGGAGGCAGUGAGGAAGGACAGAGGACGGGUCAUCAUCGACAUGGUCCUGAGGAAAGGAUCUCCCUCAUGUUUUGUGAUGAAAACUAUGUUGGCUAAAUAUGACCCUGCCUUAUACACAACUCUUGGCUUCCAAUUAGUGCACACUUUCACUUUCGUUUCUUUCCUUCGUCAUGCGAGGCUUCGACUUUUUGGUUUGGGAGUAAAGACGCGAGAAGGAUUAUCAACAAUGGCUUCAGGUGAGUCCCUCCAUCUCCCAGAGCUGAGGAUUGUGCUGUUGGGGUGGAAUGAUGCAGGGAAGAGUUCAUCAGGAAACACCAUCCUGGGCAGAGAGGAGUUUGACCUGAGGACAGCUGCUCAGUGUGUGAAGAGACAGGGAGAAGUAGCAGGGAGGCAGGUCACUGUGGUCGACACUCCAGGAUGGUUGAUGGGUCUCCCUCCAGAGAGGAAUACUGAGCUGGUUAAACAGGAGAUAGUACGCAGUGUGUCUCUGUGUCCUCCAGGACCUCACACUCUCCUCCUGGUCAUACGGCUGGAUCGAUCAUUCCUAGAAAAACACAGAAGAUCAGUAGAGGGCCACCUGCAGCUUCUCAGUGAGAGAGUCUGGAGUCACACUAUAGUGCUGUUCACUCAUGGGGACUGUCUGGGAGACACAACCAUUGAGCAGCACAUUGAGACAGAAGGGAAGGCCCUCCAGUGGCUUGUUGAGAAAUGUGGGAACAGGUAUCAUGUCCUCAACAAUGAGAACAGGGGUGAUGACACUCAGGUCACUGAGCUGCUGGACAAGAUGGAGGAGAUGGUGGCAGCAAACAGUGGAGAUGUGUUUUACUCUGAGAUGGAGGGCACUAAGUAUCAGACGUCACGACUGCCUGUGAAAAGAGCCAGGAGCAUGGACCUCCAUCCAAUGAUGAGUGGAGACAGCAGAGCUGAGAGAGACGAUGAUUCUGAUUGGAGAUCUGAAGCUGGAUCAUGGCGGAGCCUUAAGAAGUGGAGACAAAGUAGAUCUGAUGUCCCGUCUCUGGGGAGCUCUGACUACGGCUCCCAGACCUCCAUACUUUCUCACCACAGUUCAGAGAGUAACCCACACAGAUCUCCACACAGCAGAUUAAACCCUGAACCUGCACACAGCAGGGAACCACAAGGACCGACGUCACCACUGCCUGUGACUGGAGCCAGAAGAAUGGACUUCCCUCCAAGCAAGUGGAGAGAUGGUAGAUCUGAUGUCCUGUCUCUGGGGAGCUCUGGCUACGUCCUGGAUGAUCUGCUGGAGAGGGUAAUCAACGUUGCUGAAACCUCCUUCAAGGUGGGACAGAUCCUGACCGUCACAGGGGUCCCCAACCCAAACUGCGAUAGAUUUUCCAUCAACGUUGGUGACAGUGUGGACGACAUCGCUCUGCACAUGGACGUCUGCUUCAAUUAUGCAGAUACACAGAAGCAGGUGGUGUUCAACUCCUGCCAUUCAGGGACAUGGCAUUGGUACCAACACAUUGCCAAAGGCUUCCCCUUCAACUAUGGAAAGGAGUUCAAAGUAUCCAUCACCUUCACAAAGGAACAGUUUUUGAUCACCCUUCCUGAUGAAUCAGAGAUCCAAUUCACCAAUCGCCACGGAGACCCGAAGUAUAGCUACAUAUUCUUCAGGAAGGUCAACAUCCAUGGGAUUGAAGUCAUCUAGACCAGUGGCUCUCAACGGGGGUGGGGGUGGGGGGGGGGGGGUACUCUGUUUAUUUUGGUUGGUCUUCAAGUAGAAUGUAUAAAAGAACCUGCGUACCCUCUCUCUGCAUCCUUCCUCUGUGUCUGCUAUGUGUGGCGAGAGCUGGAGCAGCACCUCCCGUUGUCAUCUAAUCUAUCUAAACAGAUCAUAGAUCUAAUAUAGAAUAGAUCAUCAUUAGGCUAUAUUGAAUAUUAUAUAUUAUUUUCUUGACUGAUGUGCCAAAUAUUCUUCCAUCUGCAGGGCCUUCUCAUGCUCUGGGAGAUUGUGGAAUGUUUCACAUUUCCUGCAGGCAUCCUUCUUCGGGAUGUGAAAUGCAAUGUUGAACUCACCGGUGAACAUGUUACUGAUUAUGCUUUCUGAUUGGUCCUGACCUAAUACACAUAUUAGUUUAGGCUAAUCUGCUUUUCCAACUCGUUACUUAUCAGUUGUUUAGAAUGACCAGAUGUUGUGGAUCUAUAUAAGACUGGGUGUGUAUUCAAGUCGGUAUCACUCAGCUGGAUGACACUAGCAAUACAUGUCCUGCAGUAGAUCGAUCACAGAGCGCUCUGUUAAGUAGUGUACUGUACAGAAUAAAUCAUUUGUAUUAAUCCGGCAUCCUGACUAUUCAAGUACACAGUGUCUUCAGAAUUUCCUUGACAGUUUUGGUGUCAGAAGUGGGUUGAUCAGUGUGUUGACCUGAUGCUGUCGGGGAGAGAAGAUGGUGGAGAUCAGAUCCGAGUUUGUGUGUACAUUUACAUUUAUUCAUUUAGCAGAUGCUUUUAUCCAAAGCGACUUCCAAGAAAGAGCUUGACAAAAACUGCAUAGGUCUUGUGUGUAUUAAGUUUUGAUUAGAGUGUUGCAGUCCUUAUAAAACUCUUAACAUAGCAUAACAUAAAUUGUUAAUCAUUUUCAUUUGUGCUAUAUCUUGUAUGUUUUAUAGCCUAUAAGUUAACUUCCAAAAAUGUUUCACUUGUUAGCCACGGGUUAAUAACUAUAACAAUCAUAUGGUCUGACUGUAUUCCAGUAAACACAAUAAACAAAUACA
Molecule: messenger RNA, 4646 nt
Organism: Osmerus eperlanus (European smelt)
Lineage: Eukaryota; Metazoa; Chordata; Actinopteri; Osmeriformes; Osmeridae
Exons: 16
Coding region: 179-3583 (1134 amino acids)
Biological process (GO): regulation of apoptotic process
Molecular function (GO): GTP binding; carbohydrate binding
Source: RefSeq, a predicted model, not a curated record